Molecule: messenger RNA, 433 nt
Organism: Aspergillus wentii DTO 134E9
Lineage: Eukaryota; Fungi; Ascomycota; Eurotiomycetes; Eurotiales; Aspergillaceae
Exons: 1
Coding region: 84-392 (102 amino acids)
Source: RefSeq, a predicted model, not a curated record
GUAUAACAUUUAAAUCAGUCGAAUAAGUAGAACCAUAUAUCAUUGUGUCUCAUCCCCUCUAAGCCUAUCAAACAUACUCGAAAAUGACCACCCCUCACAUUUUCAUGUCAGUAUACUCUAUCGAUGGGGAAAUGCAACAUGGGAAAAGGAAAGGUACUACUUCGCUGAGAAUGGUCCUUUCUAUUGGGGAGAUAUCCAGCAAACAGUGGCAAAGGCAGCAUAUGAGCAGAACUUGCUUUCGUCUCCUGAGGUGCACAGAACCAGCCAUGACUAGGUCAGACAGGUCAACCGUUUUGGUCUCUAUAUAUGGGGGACAAAUGCGAGAUGUCGUGCUGUUCGGGCGAGAAAGUUGCUGGGAUGGAAUCCGCAAAUGCCGUCUCUCAUGGAUAUGAUCCCAGAUAUUGUGCAGCGGAAGGCGUGUGAAAUGGGUUUG